CUUUAAAUACCAUACCUUCAAACCACCACUUUUCCCACUUUCACUUCUCAAAAAAUAAAACAAAACAAAAUCCAAAAUAAUAAAAAAAAAAAAUGGCUUUCCACUCGCACGUGGCCGUACUCGCAUUCCCUUUCGGGACCCACGCAGCCCCACUCUUUGCCCUCGUGCGAAGGAUGGCAGCCUCCGCACGCGGAACCCUCUUCUCCUUUUUCACCAGUCCGACCUCCAACGUCGGGUUCUUCAACGGGCCCGACGAGCACGAAAACAUAUGCGUGCGCGACGUGUGGGAUGGGACACCAGAAAACGAGGUUUUCACAGGAAGUCAUUCCGAGGCGGUAGGCUUGUUCCUCAAGGCUUCGCCCGGGAAUUUCGAGAAGGCGGUAGAGAAGGCGGAGAGUGAAAGCGGUUUGAAAAUGGAGUGUUUGAUAACGGACGCGUUUUUGUGGUUCGGCGGUGACAUGGCAGAGGAAAGAUGUGUCCCGUGGGUGGCCUUCUGGACGGCCGCCUCGUGCUCGUUGUCCGCGCACGUCUACACGGACGAGAUUUUAAAGGUAGCAGGAUCGACAGAGGAGAAAACAGAGCAAGAACAGAGGCUAACCUUCAUCCCGGGACUCGAAAACGCUCGCCUAGCCGACCUCCCGCCCGAGAUUUUCCUCGACGUCGACAACCCGUCCCCCCUCGCCCUGACCAUCGGCAACAUGGUCCGGAACCUUCCGAAAUCUUCGGCGAUCGUCCUCAACUCCUUCGACGAGAUCGACCCGGCCAUCACCGCCGACCUCCGCCGCAAGUUCCGCCACUUCCUCAACGUGGGCCCCACCACUCUCCUCACGUCCCCCAACGACACCACCGCCGACCCCACCGAGUGCCUCCCGUGGCUUGACCAGUUCCGAGACACGCCCAAAUCGGUCGUCUACGUCAGCUUCGGCACGGUCGCCGUGCCUCCCGAGCCCGAGCUACGGGCUCUCGCGCGGGCCCUCGAGGCCCUCCGGGCCCCGUUCCUAUGGUCACUCAACGACGGGGCCAAAAACGCGCUUCCCGAGGGGUUCGUCGGGCGGACGGCGGGCGGGUUCGGGAGGAUCGUCCCGUGGGCCCCACAGCCGAGGGUUCUGGGGCACGGUAGCGUGGGGGCAUUCGUGACGCACUGCGGAUGGAACUCGAUACUCGAGAGCAUCGCGGGCCGAGUGCCGAUGGUGUGCCGCCCGUUUUUCGGGGACCAGAGGUUGAACGGGAGGAUGGUGGAGGACACGUGGAGGAUAGGGGUUGGGGUCCCGGGAGGGGUUUUCGGGGAGGACGGGAGUACGGCCGAGGUGUUGGGGCGCGUGUUGUCGGACGAGGGGAUGAGGGAGAAUGUGGGCCGGCUUAGGGAGAAGGCUUUGGAAGCGGUCGGGCCGGAUGGGAGCUCGAGUAGAAAUUUUGAGAAAUUGUUGGAGGUUAUCAGGAGUAGAGAACGGGAUUGAAGAUGGUUAUAGGAUUAAAGAAGUCGUUGUUAUUGUUUGAUUGCUGGAUAAUAAAUUAAUAAAAUUAAUAAAGAGAAGUUUACUAUUUUGGUAGAGAAAAUGUGAUAGUUGGCUGUUUAGUUAAUUUUACUCCGUGUUUUUGAAGAGGUACAAUGGUGGAAAAGGAAAAGUCGGUGAACAAAAA
This is a messenger RNA of Striga asiatica, 1641 nucleotides long. The record is from the annotation of a GenBank genome assembly. Lineage: Eukaryota; Viridiplantae; Streptophyta; Magnoliopsida; Lamiales; Orobanchaceae.